CACGAAAGUUUCCCAAAAGUUCUCCCAAGGACAAAGGGGAGGGGGGGAGGUAGCCGUAGAGGCGAAGCAAUCUGAUUCAUUACGUCUCCCACCAGAACGUUCAUAUCUCAAUCAAUCCAAUCGAAAGCCAGGGCGAAGGAGGAGAAGAAGAAGAGGCAGAGGAGGCAGAGAUGGCAGUGCUGUCCAACAGGAUCGAGAGGGACCAACUCAAGCCUGGGGAUCACAUCUACUCCUGGCGUUUCUGUUACCUCUAUGCCCACCACGGAAUAUACAUUGGUGAAGGGAAGGUUAUUCACUUCACUCGCGGGGCAGGACGUGAAAUCGGCACGGGGACUGUGUUAGACCGCAUCAUUUUCAGCUCUUCUCCCUCUCCUCCUGUUGGCACACAAUGCCAGAUAUGUGGAGAUCAGUCGAGACUUGAUGGCGUCAUCUGUUCGUGCAUCGACUGCUUCCUUUCAGGUGGAGACCUCUACCUCUUUGAAUACGGCGUAUCCCCUGCUUUCUAUCUUGCUAAAGCUCGAGGAGGGACUUGCACCCUUGCCACAUCCGACCCCCCUGAAGAUGUGCUUCACCGUGCCUCUUUCCUCCUCCAGAAUGGCUUUGGAGGCUACAACCUUUUCAAGAACAACUGUGAGGACUUCGCUGUCUACUGUAAAACGGGUUUGCUUGUGGUGACGGCAAUUAGCGUUGGCCGAAGUGGGCAAGCGGCAGCUUUUCUGGCUGCUACAAAUGCUGUCAUGUCCUCUCCUCUUAGAUUCUUGACGACCAGUUUUAGUGGUCUGGCAGCUGUGAGUUAUAGCAUGUAUUGCGUCGGUCGUUUGGUCUCUGACAUUGGGGUUCGCCGUGAUGUGGCUAAAUUACCUGUCGAAAGACUUGUGGAUCAAUAUGAUUUGCAUGACCCCCAAGCUGCUGUGGAUAGUCCUACUCCCAGUUGUAUUGCCGCUGCCAAGAAUGACUAGAGACUGCACGCUGCAAUUUGCCGGUAGUCUCCACCAGAACUUUGAUGAUUGUUGAGAUGUAAACACCGUGCAAGAUGUACUUUUUAGCCCUUUGUUGGAUGUCGCUUCUGCAUAUUAUUCCCGGUAGAAGUUUUAAAUACUAUUCAAACUGCAGCAUCGUCGGAUUUGGCAUCAGAGGUCCUAGAAAUGUUUGGUGUAGUCUUGUAGCUUACUGCAUCUUAUUGAGCAUUUGCUUUCAACAGGAUAUUACCUGUUGAUUGUCACCAUCUCUGUAUAGAACUGAAGUCGCAAGAGAAAGUGGUUCUACUGUUCUCU
Messenger RNA from Rhodamnia argentea, 1274 nucleotides. RefSeq names its product protein LEAD-SENSITIVE 1. Lineage: Eukaryota; Viridiplantae; Streptophyta; Magnoliopsida; Myrtales; Myrtaceae. The record is from RefSeq and is a predicted model, not a curated record. The transcript has 2 exons. Bases 171 to 959 code for a protein of 262 amino acids.